Messenger RNA from Aspergillus fijiensis CBS 313.89, 2259 nucleotides. Its product is annotated as phosphatidylinositol-3-phosphatase YMR1. The record is from RefSeq and is a predicted model, not a curated record. The coding region runs from base 1 to 2259 and encodes 752 amino acids. The transcript has 3 exons. Gene Ontology annotation, biological process: dephosphorylation. Lineage: Eukaryota; Fungi; Ascomycota; Eurotiomycetes; Eurotiales; Aspergillaceae. Gene Ontology annotation, molecular function: phosphatase activity.
AUGGAGAGAACACGAGUUGCUAAGGUUGAAGAUGUGACCUUGGCGCGUCGCGGUGAACAGGUCGUCGGUACACUCCAUCUUACCUCUCACCAUAUAAUUUUCUCCUACAUCCCUCCCUCGACCGAUAAAACCCAAACCCCCAAUGCUGCUGGCCGGUCAAAGGAGCUCUGGAUCACAUAUCCAAUUAUCUCCUUCUGUACCUAUCGCCCCACCCCCGCCGCAGCCCGCCAGCCAUCUUCAAUCCGGCUACGAUGUCGAGAUUUCACCUUUGUUUGCUUCUAUUUCACUAGCGAGAGCAAGGCCCGAGAUGUAUACGAAACUAUAAAGUGCUGGACCUGCAAGGUUGGACGCAUCGAUAAGCUGUAUGCUUUUUCCUACCAGCCGCCUCCCCCCGAGCAGAAGUUCAAUGGUUGGGAAUUGUAUGACGCCCGUAAGGAGUGGGCUCGGCAAGGCGUGGACCAGAAUGGCUCGGGUUGGCGGGUAUCUCAGUUAAACGCUGAUUAUGGGUUCUCUGCGACCUACCCUGCUCUCAUACCUGUGCCGACUACCAUUUCGGACAUCACGCUCAACCAUGCUGGCAAAUAUCGAUCAAGAGCAAGAGUACCCGCUUUGACGUAUCUGCACCCUGUGAACAAUUGCUCCAUCACACGAAGCUCGCAGCCGCUGGUGGGUGUGCGCCAAAACCGAAGCAUUCAGGACGAGAAGUUGCUCGCCGCGAUCUUCUCGACUUCCCGCCCCGAACGACCGCUCGCAAACUUCACUCCGCCGAAUCUGGAGCCGGAAUCCUCCAGUUCGACAUCGAGUGAUCCGUCCACUAGUCAAAUGCUGGCUGACCUGACCAACGCCGAAGAACUGGAAGAUGAAAUGCUGGCAUCUUUUGCCGGCGACCCGGAGGAAAAGCCCCACAUCUACGGAGCCCAGCAGCGCAAUCUUAUUGUUGAUGCUCGUCCAACCGUCAACGCUUUUGCAAUGCAGGCUGUAGGGCUUGGGUCGGAGAAUAUGGACAACUACAAGUUCGCUACCAAGGCGUACCUCGGAAUCGACAACAUCCACGUGAUGAGAGACUCCCUCAACAAAGUGAUCGAUGCUCUCAAGGACUCUGAUGUGACUCCCUUAGGGCCCAAUAAGGAACAACUUGCACGGAGCAAUUGGCUGAAACAUAUUUCGACGGUACUAGAUGGCGCGGGUCUGAUUGCCCGGCAGGUUGGGCUCCAGCAUUCGCAUGUUUUGAUCCAUUGCUCAGACGGAUGGGAUCGAACGAGUCAGUUGAGCGCAUUGAGUCAACUUUGCCUCGACCCGUACUUCCGCACACUAGAGGGCUUUAUGGUGUUGGUAGAAAAGGACUGGCUAUCAUUCGGGCACAUGUUCCGGCACAGGGCCGGACAUCUCAACAGCGAAAAGUGGUUCCAGAUUGAGAACGAACGGAUUGGAGGUGAUUCGAAUCGAGCAUUUGGCGAGGCUGGUGGUGCCAGUAGAGCUAUCGAGAAUGCUUUCCUUAGCGCCAAGGGAUUUUUCAACAGAGACAACAACAGUCGUGAUUCUCUUGGAGAGUCGGAUGGGGAGAUGCAAUCCUAUGACGGCGACAAUGCGAAGAAGCUUUCAGUGCCUAAAGCAACACCCGUGGAAAAGGAGGUAACCAAGGUCAAGGAAACAAGCCCGGUCUUCCACCAGUUCCUGGAUGCAACCUAUCAGUUACUCUACCAGCACCCUACCCGGUUCGAGUUCAAUGAACGGUUCCUGCGACGACUAUUGUACCACUUGUACUCGUGUCAAUUCGGAACAUUCCUCUUUAACAGUGAGAAGGAGCGGGUAGAGUGGAACGCCAAAGGGCGUACUCGGAGCGUUUGGGAUUACUUCCUGGCACGGAGGGAACAAUUCCUCAACCCUGACUAUGACCCGCAGAUUGACGAUCACAAACGUGGAAAGGAACGUCUAGUCUUCCCACGCGUCAAUGAAGUGCGGUGGUGGAGCGAAGCAUUUGGUAGAACCGAUGCUGAAAUGAACGGCCCUCGGGCCCCUGGCUCGGGGUUAUCGGUUCCCCGUGAGACUCCGAGUGCUCAGCGGUCGCCAGUAUUGACUGGGAUGGAGACUGCUAACCAUUCUGUCGGCGCUGGCUCCGCUGGCAAAGAUGCUAACAACGCCCCACCGAGCGGCAUCGCAACUGUGACUGCGGGAAUCUCUAAUUUGGCCUUCCCCCAAAGCAAAGAGAACAACCAGGAUACGAAAAGCAUGAAUCGCAUGGAGCUUGAGAUGCAAUGA